GCAAUAUGUACGAGCUUGAAUUAAAAAUCCAAUUUACGUAAAAACAUGGCAGCGCUGUUCACACUAAAAACGUGCGGCAAGAAACCAAAUAUGCGCAGUUUACUUGCUCAAGCCUUCAAGUCGGCUUCGUUGAAGCAAUGUCACGCUUUGCAGUGCAAUGCUCGCUUGAUGCAGACAUUUGCUCCCCUGCUGGCUGCUGAAGCCAAGCGGUCCUUUGAGAGAGGAAAGCCUCAUGUGAACAUUGGAACUAUUGGUCAUGUCGAUCAUGGCAAGACAACCCUCACAGCAGCUAUCACAAAAGUUCUUGCGGAGGAGGGCAACUCUGAAUUCUACAAGUACGAUGAGAUUGACAAAGCACCCGAGGAGAAGAAGAGAGGUAUCACAAUCAAUGCAGCACACAUAGAAUACGAGACAGGUAGCAGGCAUUAUGCUCACACAGAUUGCCCAGGUCACGCAGAUUACAUCAAGAAUAUGAUCACAGGAGCAGCUCAGAUGGAGGGCGCUAUAUUGGUUGUCGCGGCAACAGACGGUCAGAUGCCUCAGACGAGAGAACAUCUCCUCCUGGCCAAACAGAUUGGUGUAGAUAAGAUUGUAGUGUAUAUCAACAAGGCCGAUGUGGUGGAUGAGGAGAUGCUGGAGCUUGUUGAGCUUGAGAUGAGGGAUGUCUUGAGUGAGUUUGGAUACGAUGGAGAGGAAACGCCCAUGAUCAUCGGCUCGGCUCUCAACGUGCUUGAGGACAAGAACCCAGAAAUUGGGAAAGAAUCCAUUAAGAAGCUGAUGGAAGCCGUGGAUAGCUGGAUACCUCUACCACUCAGAGAGCUGGAGAAACCGUUCAUGAUGCCAGUUGAAGCUGUCUAUUCAAUUCCAGGGCGUGGUACUGUUGUAUCUGGUCGUGUGGAGAGGGGCGUAAUCAAGAAGAGUGAUGAAGUAGAAUUCGUCGGACACAGUGCAAGAAUCAAAUCGGUCGUAACAGGUCUGGAGAUGUUCCACAAGACGCUAGACCAGGGCGAGGCCGGAGACCAGAUGGGGGCGCUAGUCAGGAACGUCAAACGAGACGAGAUCAGGAGGGGUAUGGUCAUGUGCAAACCAGGAGUUCUAUCACCUCAUAAUAACUUCAUUGCGCAGGUAUACAUUCUCAGCAAAGAUGAAGGAGGUAGACAUAAGCCAUUCACGAGUAACUUCACACCUAUUAUGUACUCAUACACAUGGGAUGCUGCAGCUAGGAUAACACUGCCUGAAGGCAAGGAGAUGGUCAUGCCUGGUGAGGAUACUUCCCUGGAGAUUGCUCUCAAGAGGCCGAUGGUGUCGGAGGUCGGUCAGCGCUUCACGUUACGAGACGGACGCAUCACACUCGGCACGGGCAUCAUCACUAAAGUCCUGACCAACAUCGAAUCAGAAGUCUAAAAAAUUACCACCAAAGACGACUUUGAUAUAGAGAUGACCAGUGAGGCACUGUGCUGAAUGAUGUUGUUUUUAUAUACAUAACGAGGGGUCAGUGACACAAAGACGUAACUCCAUUUUGGCCAUUUUGAGAAAAAGUGAUUUAUGUGUCACUGAGCACUUGGGCCUAAACGAGUAUAUGUUUCACUAGCCUUUGACUUCAAUGGGGUGUUAGGUGGAGUUAAGUCUUUGUGUUUCCUGGAAAGCCCACAUUUUGAUAUCAAGUACUCAUUUUGUCAAAAUAUGGAGUUACGUCUUUGUGUCGCUGAACUCUCGAUAAGAGACUUUCCAAGAUGUGGAGCAACGUUGACACAAAUAAGCCUUUUUCGGGUUCACAUGUUAUUGUUGUUAUUCAAAGACAGACGAUUCUCUCUAUUGCUAAUGUAUGAUCAGACCCAAUGUCAGUUCAUGAUGUAGAGAUUGGGGACAAAGGUGUGUGGUCACCAGCGUCCGGUCUAUAGGCAUCAUUUGUAUUGCUUUCAUGUGUAAUUUCUUUGUUGAGUUUUGCCAUCUAAUU
Strongylocentrotus purpuratus (purple sea urchin) is the source of this 1957-nucleotide messenger RNA. RefSeq names its product elongation factor Tu, mitochondrial (gene tufm). Gene Ontology annotation, biological process: mitochondrial translational elongation. NCBI's taxonomy places the organism in Eukaryota, Metazoa, Echinodermata, Echinoidea, Camarodonta, Strongylocentrotidae. The transcript has 11 exons. Gene Ontology annotation, molecular function: GTPase activity; translation elongation factor activity; GTP binding. The record is from RefSeq and is a predicted model, not a curated record. The coding region runs from base 46 to 1404 and encodes 452 amino acids. Gene Ontology annotation, cellular component: mitochondrion.